Messenger RNA from Biomphalaria glabrata, 738 nucleotides. RefSeq names its product mannose-binding protein C-like. Bases 54 to 683 code for a protein of 209 amino acids. The transcript is spliced from 2 exons. The record is from RefSeq and is a predicted model, not a curated record. NCBI's taxonomy places the organism in Eukaryota, Metazoa, Mollusca, Gastropoda, Planorbidae.
CAUUUAUAUCACCUCCAAAUCUGCUUCCAUAAGUUAGUGUCCGGAAAUCGAGAAUGGUUAGCAUAAACCUCUUGAUCUUGUUGUGUGGCUUGCUAUGUAUAAGUUGUAAUGCUGAUUCAAAUUCGCUUUGCAAAAGUAACCGUCCCGAGCUUGAUCUGCAAUCCGUCAUCGACAGUCUCAUCCAGCAACAGAGAAAGCUCUGCACGUAUCAGUGUCUGACGAACGAAGAGAAGAACAGUGUCAAAGCUCUGAAGAAUCAAGUAGAGAAUGUCACUAAUCUCUUAUUUCAUCCUCCACUGAUCUAUAACAACAAGAAGUACGUCAUCUCCAAGUUUCCUUACCAAAGUUCUGAUGAAGCCAUGACAUACUGCACAGCUUUUGGCGGCUACCUGGCAGAAGUUAAUGACAACAAAGAGUACACGGCCUUGCAAAAUUUUGUUCUAAAUACACCGGCAGUAGACAUUGUGCUCAUCGCUGGGUCUGACGCCAUAGCAGAAGGAACCUGGAGGUUUCAGAGAACUGGUGGGCCAGUGCCAAUUUUAGAUUGGAUUCCAGGACAGCCUGAUAAUUUGGGAGAGGAAGAUUGCUUGAAUUUGUGGAAAAACUACGGCGGUAAGAUGAAUGACCUACCCUGUGGUUUCAGGAGUUCUGAAGACAGGUUUAUGUGUGAGCUACCUAAAUAGCUUAUACGCACGCUUUGUUGUGAGCUAUAUGAUUAAUAAAAUAUUCAUGGCAAUA